Rhizophagus irregularis DAOM 181602=DAOM 197198 is the source of this 1454-nucleotide messenger RNA. RefSeq lists its product as uncharacterized. NCBI's taxonomy places the organism in Eukaryota, Fungi, Glomeromycota, Glomeromycetes, Glomerales, Glomeraceae. Gene Ontology annotation, molecular function: ubiquitin binding. Gene Ontology annotation, cellular component: endoplasmic reticulum. The record is from RefSeq and is a predicted model, not a curated record.
CAAAUAUGCAGAUUCAAAUCUUGAAAUUAAUCUAUUUAUAGGGAGUUUAUAAGCGGGGUUGUAAAGCGAACUCGUGUUUUUAAGAAAUAAUUCAUAGGGUUCAAACAUAAAACUAUCGAUUAAAAGUACCUAAUAGAGGCGAUUCUUGUUCCUAGAAAUAUUUGAAAAAUUUGAAAUAUUUUAGACUUUAUUCAGGAUCUGUUGUUAAAGGGCGUUCCUUGCGAUUAAUGUUUGGUGAACAGUUCUAAGUGAACGAUCGCAAACAUGGGUCUAAUGGCCAUAUUAUAUGCUUGUAUGAAUUUUAUUAGGGAAGUUCUGCAAAUAGUUCUUUACUUUCUUAUUCCAAGGCCUGCAGUUGGUGACGGUCAAAAUCGUCAAAGAAAUUCACAAUUAGCUACACAGUUCAUCCAAAAAUUUGUGGAAAAAUAUGGCAAUGUACAUCCAGAAUUUUUUCGCGGAACUCUUUCAGAGGCAAUGGAAAGAGCAAAAAAUGAGCUCAGAUUUGUUAUGGUAAUACUUCAAUCAGACGAGCACGACGAUACAGAUAAAUUCAACCGGGAUACGUUAACAUCUGAAUUAUUAAUAACGUUUCUCCGCGAGAACAAUAUAAUAACAUGGGCAGGAGACGUAAAGGACCCAGAAUCGUUUCAAGCAAGUAUUACAUUACAGGCAACUACAUAUCCGUUUAUUGCUAUAAUUGUUGCCCAAAUACCUCAUGGAAGUACCGGAUCUAGUCCGAGAAUGAUUGCUGUGGACCGGUUUGAAGGAUUUUCAACUCCAGAGAAUAUGAUUGCCAGACUUACUAUAUCAAUUAAUCGUUAUGGAUCGGAACUUCAGAGGAUUAGAAGUGAGCGUGCAGGACAUGAAGCUGCAAGACAAAUUCGUGCACAACAAGAUGAUGCAUAUUUAGCUUCAUUAAAAGCGGACCAGGAAAAAGAAAGAAAAGCACAUGAAUUAGCCGAAGCAAAAAGGCUGGCAGAGGAACGUGCAAGAAAAGAGGAAGAAGCCCGUCAAUUACUUGCAUUAAACAGAGAGAAUUGGAGGCGAUGGGCUAUAACACAAUUACCCGAUGAGCCACAUCCAAACGAAACUGAAGUGGCUAAAUUGAGCUUUAAAUUAGCUAACGGAGAAAGAGUAGUGAGAAAAUUUAGGGCAACUGAUACUGUUGAGACGGCUUACAUUUUUGUUGAUACGUAUCACUUAAAAAACGAGGCUUCAUCUUCGACAGUUUCUGAACCACCGUCAAAUUAUAAGCACACAUUUGACUUUUUAUUAGUAUCACCGUAUCCACGCAUUGUUCAUCAUGUGGAUAAAUUUAAAGAAAUAAAAAGUGAGCGAGGGCUUUGGCCAAGUGCAAAUCUUAUUGUAGAAGGAUUAACUUCAGAUGAUGAUGAUGAAGAAUAAGAUAAUUUAAAAUCACUUAAUACAGGAACCAGAUAUUUUUUUUUUUUUUU